Messenger RNA from Trichoderma virens Gv29-8, 1245 nucleotides. RefSeq lists its product as uncharacterized. Lineage: Eukaryota; Fungi; Ascomycota; Sordariomycetes; Hypocreales; Hypocreaceae. The record is from RefSeq and is a predicted model, not a curated record. Gene Ontology annotation, cellular component: cytoplasm. The transcript has a single exon. The coding region runs from base 1 to 1245 and encodes 414 amino acids.
AUGCCACACCUCCCUGAGAGCCUCCCCAGAGACGGCGAGACGCCAGUCGUCUUUCCACCUAUCACCAGGGACCAUAUCCAAAAUUGUUCAUACGAAGCAUGGUUCCCUAAAUACCGGAGCUCAUGCCUAAAGUCGCGGAUAAUCCCUCUAUCGCCAGCGUUUAUAUCAUAUCUCCAUGAAGACGGCAUCAUCCUCGCAGACGACGACGAGGCCAAUGAGCCAGAGGAGGCAGAAUGGUCAAGCUCUGCCGCUACUCACCCCCGAAUCUCUCCAUACGACUCUUCCGACGAUGAGGACGAGGAAGAGGAGGAAAUACUUCCACCAAACAAGCGCUUCCCGGAGAUACACGAACUAAUUAAACAAAAAAUUGCCGAACUGGGCGGCUCUGUUGCGCCAAAGCUUAACUGGUCUUCUCCAAAGGAUGCCAAAUGGAUAUCACCGCACCAAAACACUCUCAAAUGCACAACCCCAAACGACAUUUAUCUUCUCUUGAAGUCGUCUUCUUUCAUCUCGCAUGAUCUUCUUCAUGCAUUCGAUGACUGCACAGAUGCUCCGCCAAUGAGACCGUUUACGCCGGUUCUUGUCCUUCGACCGUUCUUCACGCCUCAUGUUGCAUUGGAAUUCAGGUGUUUCGUCAAGCACCGAUCGCUCAUUGGAAUAACACAACGGGAUCUCAAUCACUAUGAUUUCCUGGAAAGGCUUCAGGGACAGCUGUGGAAGAAAAUUAGGACCUUCUUCCGACAGAAGCUGAGACUGACGUUUCCCGACUCUUCCUUUGUUUUUGACAUUUAUGUACCCGGAAACACCUUUGCUGAGGAUGGGCUUGGAAAGGUGAGACUCAUGGACAUCAACCCAUGGGCCCCAAGCACGGACAGCCUGCUGUUCUCGUGGGAGGAGCUUAUCACUAUGGAAGUUGAGAAUCCCUUGUACGGAUCUGUUUCUGAGGACCAGACGGCAGAUGGAAGUGGAGGGGAGACAACGGCAGAUGAGACGGAUGACGAUGCAGGUGCCGAGUAUAGCCCAGACCGGCAGCCAGAAGUCCGCAUCGUCAGGAAGAACGACCCAGAGGCAUACAACUUUAGCUCACCACAAUACUCUGCUCACAAGCUGCCUAAGGAGGUUGUCGAUGCCAGUCUUGCAGGAGAAGGGGGCCUGCGAGAGUUUGCGCAGCGAUGGAAGGAGAUUACUGAGGGCCGCGGCCAGGGAAUCUGGGAACAGCCUAGCAACAUCAAUGCUAGCACGUGA